UCUCAUUCUACAGGGAAGACGAAAACACACUGCAGCUGGAGCAGCACUGAUAUCGACCAUGGCUCCAGCAGCACCUGCAUCUGCGACAAAAUGCAGCAGCGGCAUCGUCAUCUCUGUGCUCUUGCCCCUCGCGCUGCUAAUGGCGGCCGCCGGCACCUCGUCGGCGCAGCUGUCCACGGGCUUCUACUCUUCCUCGUGUCCCGGCGUGUACGACGCCGUCAAGUCGGUGGUGCAGUCCGCCGUCGCCAGCGAGCAGCGCAUGGGCGCCUCCAUCGUCCGCCUCUUCUUCCACGACUGCUUCGUCCAGGGCUGCGACGCGUCGCUGCUGCUGGACGACACGCCUAGCUUCCAGGGAGAGAAGAUGGCCAACCCUAACAACGGCUCCGUGAGGGGAUUCGAGGUCAUCGACGCCGUCAAGUCCGCCGUCGAGAAGGUGUGCCCCGGCGUCGUCUCCUGCGCCGACAUCCUCGCCAUCGCCGCCAGGGACAGCGUCGUCAUCCUGGGUGGUCCGACCUGGGACGUGAAGGUCGGGCGGCGGGACUCCACGACGGCGAGCUUCAGCGGCGCCAACAACAACAUCCCGCCGCCGACGUCGGGCCUCGCCAACCUCACGUCGCUCUUCGCCGCCCAAGGCCUCUCCCAAAAGGACAUGGUCGCGCUCUCCGGAGCUCACACCAUCGGCCAAGCACGCUGCACCAACUUCAGAGCCCACGUGUACAACGACACCAACAUCGACGGCAGCUUCGCAAGAACAAGGCAGUCAGGCUGCCCUAGAUCCUCAGGCUCAUCAGGCGACAACAACCUGGCGCCAUUGGACCUUCAAACCCCGACCGUCUUCGAGAACAACUACUACAAGAACCUUGUCUGCAAGAAGGGGCUCCUGCACUCCGACCAGGAGCUCUUCAAUGGCGGAGCCACCGACGCGCUGGUCCAGUCCUACGCCAGUGGCCAGAGCGAGUUCUUCUCGGACUUUGUGACGGGCAUGGUGAAGAUGGGUGACAUCACUCCGUUAACUGGCUCCGGUGGGCAGAUUAGGAAGAACUGCAGAAGGGUCAAUUAAUUAAUAACCAACUAAUAAGAAGGUCGGCCGGCGGUGCACACUAUCUAACAGGGGGCUUGCUUUCAGUCGUUAAUUAAGUUUGUAAUCUUUCUACUUCGUCCACAAAAUUGUGAGAUCACAUCAUGCAUGUUGUACCAGCCAACCAAGGUGUUGAGACGAUGUUGUUCAUCGUUUGAAUAAGUAAUCCAUCAUUUGUUCUUCUU
This is a messenger RNA of Zea mays, 1263 nucleotides long. RefSeq lists its product as uncharacterized. Gene Ontology annotation, molecular function: heme binding; peroxidase activity. The record is from RefSeq and is marked validated. Lineage: Eukaryota; Viridiplantae; Streptophyta; Magnoliopsida; Poales; Poaceae. The coding region runs from base 59 to 1060 and encodes 333 amino acids. Gene Ontology annotation, biological process: response to oxidative stress; hydrogen peroxide catabolic process. The transcript has 4 exons.